AUGAAUAAUUCAUCCUCCACCGUUACUGCUGCUGGUGGCACAAAAAAAACGAAAAAGACUAAUAUUAAUUCAGGUACCACUGUAGAAAAAAGAAAAGGCAGGAAAAGAAAGAAUGCAGUCAACACUACCGUUAAUACAAAUAAUAAUAAUAACACCAAUCCUAAUGCUAACGCCGUUAAUAAUAUAGAUAACAACAACAAUAAUAACAGCAUUACUACAAAUGAUACUGCAUCUGGCUACAAAAUGGCGGCUGUGGCUUCGCUUUCCUCUGCCGCCGCUGCUGCUGCUGCUCAAGAACAGCAGUUGAUACAAAAUCCAUUUUCAACCUCUCCUCCAGUAGACCAACAACAACAAGAAGAAGAAAAAGACCCUUUAUCACAAUCCACUGCAGAAACGUGGUUGUCUAUUGCCUCCUUAGCCGAGACCAUUGGCGAUUCAGAUCGUGCUGCUUUAGCCUUCGAUUACGCCUUGCAAUAUAACCCGUUAUCUACUAAAGCUUUGACUUGCCUAGGAAAUUUGUACAAGUCUAGGGAUAUGUUCCAAAGAGCUGCCGCUUUAUAUCAAAGAGCUUUGUCCAUUAAUCCACAAUUAGGUGACGUUUGGGCGACACUCGGUCAUUGUUAUUUAAUGUUGGAUGACUUACAAAGAGCAUACGCUUCUUACCAACAAGCCUUGUAUUAUUUGGCUAAUCCUAAUGUUCCCAAGUUAUGGCAUGGUAUAGGUAUUUUAUAUGAUCGAUAUGGCUCAUUGGAUUAUGCUGAGGAAGCUUUUGCCAAAGUUUUAGAAUUGGACCCUCAUUUUGAAAAGGCUAAUGAAAUUUAUUUUAGACUGGGUAUUAUUUAUAAACAUCAAGGGAAGUUGACCCAAGCCUUGGAAUGUUUCAGAUAUAUUCUACCCCAUCCACCACCACCUUUACAGGAAUGGGAUGUCUGGUUUCAACUAGGUUCAGUUUUAGAGAGUAUGGGCGAGUGGCAAGGUGCCAGGGAGGCUUAUGAACACGUUCUUCUUCAAAACGAAAAUCAUGCCAAAGUUUUACAACAAUUGGGUUGUUUAUAUGCUAUGGCCAAUUCCCAAUUCCAUGAUACUUCAACGGCUUUGAAUCUAUUGUUGAAAUCUUUGAAAGUGGAUAACAGCGAUUCCACUACUUGGUAUCAUCUUGGAAGGGUUCAUAUGGUCAGAAAUGAUUACACUGCUGCAUAUGAAGCCUUUCAACAAGCUGUCAAUAGAGACUCUAGAAAUCCUACCUUUUGGUGCUCUAUUGGCGUAUUAUACUUUCAAAUUGGUCAAUACAGAGAUGCGUUGGACGCUUACACAAGGGCUAUUAGGUUAAACCCAUAUAUUAGUGAAGUUUGGUAUGAUUUAGGUACUUUAUAUGAGACAUGUAACAAUCAAUUAUCCGAUGCCUUGGAUGCAUAUAAACAGGCUGCCAGAUUAGAUCCAAACAACGUUCAUAUUAGGGAAAGAUUAGACGCACUAACCGCACAAUUACAAUCUCAGCAACAAGUACAGCAAGCAACUGCUGCUGCUCCUCCGCCACCUCCCCCUGUCAUGUUGCAACCCAACUUACCUAUGACUACUGAUAUGUCUAAUCCAUUGAAUGCCACAUCUGGUGCCUAUGAUCUCCCACAGCAACAGCAACAGCAACCACAACCAAUGCAAUUUCAACAGGUGCAACCACAACAGCAGUUGGGUGUUGUUUCCAACAACAAUGCACCUUUAUCAAAUAAUUUUAUCGAUAAUAAUAAUGCUAAUAGUAUACUUCCUCAAAAAAGGUUGUUGGCUGAACCCCAGCCGCAACAACAAUCCUUAUAUUCCAAUAUGGAUAGUUUAGUCACCGCUGCUACUAAUGUUACUCCUCAACAGCAACAAACAGUUAAACAGCCACCACAAAAAAAGACUAAAACCAAAAAGAGAACACCAAAGAUUGUCAAGGCAAAAUUGUCCAAAACCAAUGAUAAUGCUGCUCAUGACAUUACCGAUAAUAAUAAUCCCGACCCCAAUCUCAAAAAUGAUAUAAACACGAUUAUUCCUAAGACUAACAUUAUAAAUAACACUGAGAAACCAACAUCGCCUGCUAUGUCUGUUUCAAGUAGUACCAAUAAUAGUACAAAUAACGCGUCUAAUCCUAGUGUCAUUGGCACAAGUGCUCAGAGACAAGAAUAUGUGUUAAACGUUCCAAAGCCAAGCCAAAGCAUGUCUCUAUCUUCUGUAAUUGAUCCGCAGCCAGUUAUUAACACUGAUAAUACAGCAGCUGAGGAUGCUACGGGAACUUUAAAAAAAGAUGUUGACGUUUCUAGCGCUAUCGUAGAGCCUCCACAAGAAAUUGCUGGCAAUAGUAAUAUGUUAACCACUAAUAAUAUUGAAGCCUCGCAAGAAAAAGAAACAGAGGAUAUGAAAGAAGAGGUGAAAGGGGAGAAAACAAAGGAAGAAUCAAAAGAGGAAUCAAAAGAGGAAUCAAAAGAGGAAUCAAAAGAGGAAUCAAAAGAGGAAUCAAAAGAGGAAUCAAAAGAGAAAGAGGAAUCAAAAGAGGAAUUAAAAGAGAAAGUAAAUUCGCCAGAACAUACUAGUCCGAACACUGCCGAUAAUUCAGAUGGUUUGGCUCUUGAUGGAAGUAAUAUCAACAAUGCCGAUAAUACAAAUUUAAUAAAUGGUGUUAAUGAAGAAGUUACAAGGUCACCUUCGACUAAAUCAGACCACCUAGUGCCACAAAAACAAACAUUUCAAGAUGCAGAAAAAAACAAGGAAAAAGAUGCAGCUUUGGAAGCUAAUAAAGAUUUAGUUUCUGCCAUUACCGGUACUGGCACCGAUAUCCCCAUCAAAUCGACAACCGUUAUUUCUACUUCAAAUACCCCUGCUCCCACACCAGAUAUUAACACAACUACUUCUUCCGUUACCACUACUAUUGCUAAUAAUGAGGAGGACACUUCUGCUGCUGCACCAGCUGUUAUACAAAAUAAAGAUAUUGUAUCGAAUGAUACUGCUGAUAAAAUACAAGGUAGAGAGGGAAGUGAUACUGAACUGCAAAAGGAAGAUGACGUGUCUGCAGAAAACGAUGACAAAAAAGUUGAAAGCAAUGAACCAGCAAUUUCAGCACCCAUAUUACCAUCUGAUACGGAUGUAGCUAAUAUUGAUUCUUCCGCGAGAUUGAUUGCUACUACUGCUCCAACUCAUCUCACCCGUGUAACUGACAGUGUUGAAUCGAAUUCUACCGAAAGUCCAGUUACUUCUGGCACAAUCGGAAAUGAAACGGACAAUGUUGAAGCCAAGGCCAUCCCAACAAGUGCCGCUGAAAAGACUGGAGAAGAGGGAGAUGAAAGAUUAGAUCAAGAACCCAAUAAUAAAGUGGUAGCGAUUACCACCCAAAUAAGUAACCCCGCAGAAGAUAAUGUAAAUAGUUCCACUAGUUCUAAUAUUCCUCAUGAAAAAGAAGCAACAGAAAGCCUUAGUGCUACCACUUUGCCCAACGAUAAAGAUGCAAAUGUAGAGGAAAAGGACGGACCCAUCGAACCAACUGAAAAUAAAGGGGUAGUUGAGGAAGAAAUGACUAUUUUAAAACCAUCAAGUGAAACAAUUGAAUCAUUACAAGAAGAGAAAAAAAAUAGAGAGGAGCAAUUAAAAGAAGAUGGAAAGGAGUUUAGUAACGAUAUUGAUAAUUCUAAAAAGACGUCUGUAGUCACUGAAAGUGUAGUCAGACAGGUUGAUGAAGAUGAAAAUUAUGACGAUUGA
Messenger RNA from Saccharomycodes ludwigii, 3726 nucleotides. RefSeq names its product transcription regulator CYC8 (gene CYC8). The transcript has a single exon. Gene Ontology annotation, molecular function: protein binding; chromatin DNA binding; RNA polymerase II cis-regulatory region sequence-specific DNA binding. Lineage: Eukaryota; Fungi; Ascomycota; Saccharomycetes; Saccharomycodales; Saccharomycodaceae. The coding region runs from base 1 to 3726 and encodes 1241 amino acids. The record is from RefSeq and is a predicted model, not a curated record. Gene Ontology annotation, biological process: regulation of gene expression.